GACGAUCUGGUGUUAUCACGAUUAUAGUAGGCGGUGAAAUAUGGCAAAAUAGCUAAUGCAAUUAUAGAGCUACGGAGCUUCGCUGGUCUCACCACUAACAAUCGAUACGACCGAACGAGAAGUUACCUAAGGUACGGUCGGUAGCUCACAAUCUUCAACAUAUAGAGAGCAUGUAAUGCUAAAGCGACAAAUAAAAAAUACUAUCAUAUCCCGUCGACUUCGACUUCCAACAUUCUCUCCCCGCCAACCGUCGACAGUCCAUGGCCGCCGCAAUGGCAGCUCAACAGCCCCCGAUAGCCCCCGGCGGCAGCAGUAGUCGCAGUACGGGGAAUAACAAUAGGGGGACAGAAGAUAUAAGCCUGUCGGUGCCUUCCCGCAACCCGCUGCCGCUAUCAGCGAGUCAAGAGGCGCAGGUUCGAGAGGUGUUCAACCAGCGCGUGCGAGACCAAUGCGCAGACGAGAUUAAAGCCUUUGCAGACUGCGCGCGCAGCCGCACGCUAACGAUCGCCUUCGCGUGCCGGGACGCCUCGCGGCGCAUGAACGGGUGCAUGCUGACGCACGCGACGCCCGAAGAGCACGACCGCGCGCGGGAGCAGUGGUUUGCGCAGCGGCAGCAGCGGGCUCGCGAGCGCGAGCAGAAAGAGCGCCGGAAGCUCGAGCAGGAGGCUUUCCAUCGCGAGUGGUGGGGCUUGCCGCGGCGGGACCCCGAGGAUGUCAAGAAAGAGCUGGAGAAGCUGGGGAGGGCCGAGAGGAUCGGCGGGCAGACGAGGAGGAGACCGGCGGGGGAGGAGGAGGGGGAGGGGAGGCGGUGAGAGGAGGAUGUUUAUGUGUAUAGGUACGUGGUGUAUAUGCAUCUCCGGCGUUCACUGGCGGGAUAAACUUGUUAAUGAGUUCGGGGUUUGAUUCCAAGAUGGCUUCUCUGCGACGUUUUGUGUACCUCGUGAAAAAAAAGAAAAGGGGGUAAUAGACAA
Molecule: messenger RNA, 971 nt
Organism: Daldinia decipiens
Lineage: Eukaryota; Fungi; Ascomycota; Sordariomycetes; Xylariales; Hypoxylaceae
Product: cytochrome c oxidase biogenesis protein Cmc1 like-domain-containing protein
Exons: 2
Coding region: 261-812 (183 amino acids)
Cellular component (GO): mitochondrion
Source: RefSeq, a predicted model, not a curated record